This is a messenger RNA of Dovyalis caffra, 1620 nucleotides long. The record is from the annotation of a GenBank genome assembly. NCBI's taxonomy places the organism in Eukaryota, Viridiplantae, Streptophyta, Magnoliopsida, Malpighiales, Salicaceae.
AUGCAGGCCAUUUCGAGGCGUUUAGGGCACCAAUCUCUGAAGCCAUCAGCUUCACUAUCUUCUUUCAAAUCAAUUUACCCUGUCUCCGAUCACUGUAAUCCUCCGUAUCAUGGAGCUGAUCAUCAACGAUACGGAUCUACUCUCGCUACCAAAGGUGUAGGCCACCUUGUUCGCAAGGGCACUGGUGGAAGAUCCUCUGUCAGUGGAAUUGUUGCUACGGUGUUUGGAGCUACGGGGUUCCUUGGUCGAUAUGUUGUGCAACAACUUGCAAAAAUGGGUUCUCAAGUGUUAGUUCCUUUCAGAGGUUCUGAAGACGAUCCUCGCCACCUCAAGUUGAUGGGUGAUUUGGGUCAGAUAGUACCAAUGAAAUACAACCCAAGAGAUGAGGAUUCCAUUAAGGCUGUAAUGGCAAAGGCCAAUGUUGUUAUUAAUCUUAUUGGAAGGGAUUACGAGACAAGAAACUACAGUUUUGAGGAGUUGAACCAAGGCAUGGCCGAACAACUUGCGAUGAUUUCUAAAGAGCAUGGCGGUAUAAUGAGAUUUAUUCAAGUUUCUUGCUUAGGAGCAUCUGCGUCAUCUCCAUCAAGAAUGUUAAGAGCUAAGGCUGCUGGAGAGGAAGCUGUUUUGAGAGAAAUGCCUGAGGCAACAGUCAUGAAACCUGCUGUGAUGAUUGGUACAGAGGAUCGUAUUUUGAACCGGUGGGCCCACUUUGCAAAAAAAUAUUCGUUUCUUCCACUCAUUGGAGAUGGAUCUACCAAAAUCCAACCUGUAUAUGUUGUUGAUGUUGCUGCUGCAAUUAUUGCAGCCUUGAAAGACGAUGGCAGCAGUAUGGGAAAAGUAUAUGAGCUUGGUGGGCCAGAAAUCUUUACCUUGCAUGAAUUGGCAGAGAUGAUGUAUGACAUGAUUCGUGAAUAUCCUCGCUAUGUGAAAGUUCCAUUUCCCAUUGCCAAGGCGCUUGCAAUGCCACGAGAAAUAUUGCUUAAUAAGGUUCCAUUUCCCUUGCCCACUCCAAACAUGUUCAACCUAGAUGAGAUCAAUACCCUUACUGUGGAUACAGUCGUCUCAGAAAAUGCGUUAACAUUCAGUGAUUUUGGGAUUGUACCACAUAAGCUGAAGGGAUACCCUAUUGAGUUUCUUAUCUCAUAUCGUAAGGAUGAAGUGUUGUUAAUUGUUUGGAAAGGUCAAACGCUUGGUGACUUGAGUCGGUCGGAGCUGGCUGUUACUAAGACUAUACACGCUGUUGCUGUGACCAAACUAUCAAGAUCAGUCAAGAGUCUCAUGGCCCCAGAAAGCAGCCAUGGCUCGUUUAAUCGAGUCAACUUAGAAGGAAGAAAUGUUGGGGCUGCAAUGUCCCUCCGUCAUGGCGUCAAGGAUGAACCUCAAGAUAGUUAUUGCAUUAACAUUUUCAUAAACAACAAUGUUCAAGGGGUUAACAAUUCCAUUCUGCUUGGAAGUGAGGUGAGUAUGAGAGAUCCUGGAGUUAGCAUCUUUUUGGAAGACGUGAAGUUGAAAUCAAAGAAAAACGGAAGACAUAAAGUGGAUGCAUCAGGUUCUAAGCUCUGGUUUCUGGGGAUGAUUGUGUUAGCAUUUAUUUUGUUCAUAUUUUUGUUAUUGUCAUAG